Paramecium sonneborni is the source of this 973-nucleotide messenger RNA. Lineage: Eukaryota; Ciliophora; Oligohymenophorea; Peniculida; Parameciidae. The record is from the annotation of a GenBank genome assembly.
GUAAACUAAAAUAAAAAUCUUGUGUUAGAAUGAAUACAGUAAAGGAAUUAAGUGAAGUGUCAUGUGAGAAACAAGAGAAUACUGAGAUUGAAAAAGAGAACUCAUUUACGAAUGAAGAACCUCAUUAUAGUGUUGAUAAAGAGAUGGUAAUAAAUUUAUAUAGAAUGAGUUAGUAAGAAGAAUAGUAGGAUGAUAUUUAAUUGUAAAUCUAUUCACCAUAGUAGUUAUUACAGUUUAAAAAACAAAUUCCUGUGAAUUUUGAUGAAUUCAAUUUAGAUGAAGAUCCUAAAAAGAAAGUAUGUAUAUAAUGGGAAAACACUACAGCAGAAUAAUCAGAAGUUCAACCGAUGGGAGAUUUAGAAAGACUAGCAGAAUAAUUGUAAAGAGAAAAUUAAAAGAAAUAUUCUUAUCCAAAGAAUUUGCCAGCACCUUCUAAUGUAGAUAAUCAUUUAGAAGAAUUGAAUAUGCGAUUCACACCUACUUUAAAAUAAGAUGAAUUCAUAUAAACAUAUGUAAAAGGAGAUGAUUUACUAAGAAUCAAAGUUGGAUUAUGUGAAGAAAUUUUGAAUGAUGAAGAAACUUUGAAAUUUGAAGAUUGGGUUGAAUAAUUAUGUACAUCAACUAAUCAUGAAUCUCUUAAAGAAAUGGCAAGGAAAUAAAAGGUAAAAAGAUAUCUAGAAAAAAAACAUAAUCGUACUUAUGAAAAGAAAGUGCAUUAUCAUAUUAGAUAGAAGGUUGCUGAAGAAAGAUUAAGAAUAAAGGGAAGAUUUGUAACUUGGGGUUAAGUAUUUCAUUAAAUUCAUUAUUUAGGCUUUAAAAAUGUUAAAUGAAUAAGAUUAGAAAAAGUCAUGGAGUUAUAAUGAUUAUAUCAAAAUCAAAGGAUUAUUGAAUGAGAAGUUUGGAGCAAUCAAAAGUGAGAAGUCAUUGAAAUUUUGAUUGCUUUAAACCUUUGUGUAUUUAAUAUUAUAUUAAU